GAAAAAAAAAACGCAAUGAACGUGGAGACAAAGUGCGGUUUUUGUGGAGUUGAGUCGAAGCUGAAGUGUGCCGGUUGUCAGCAGGUCUACUAUUGCAGUCCGGAGCAUCAGAAGAAACACUGGCGGGCGAAGCACAAACAGGAAUGCGCCAAACCGUUCGAGCUGGCUACGAAUGAAGAGUUUGGUCGCCACAUCUCGGUAACGAGGCCAAUCCAGAAGAAUACGGUUCUGUUUACCGAGAACCCACUGGUGAUUGGGCCCAAGUGGAACCUGGACGAGUACGAGCAACGGUCGGUGGAAGUGCCAUGUGUCGGCUGUUUUGCGGACUGUCGCCUGGGACAGUUUCAAUGCGCACAGUGCCACUGGCCGGCUUGCAAACCCGACUGCCCCGGGCUGGUCAACCCGAACCUGCACGGCCUAGAAUGUGGCAUCCUUCGUUUUGGCCGCGCACCGAAACUCGGCGAAGAUCCAGAGACAUUCUUUGACUACUUUCGGUACGACACGCUGCUGGUGUUGAAGUGUUUGGCGAUACAGAUUCGCAGCCCGGCGCUGUUCGGGCAAAUGAUGGACCUGGAAAGCCAUUACGAGGCGCGUAAGAAAACGCACUACUACCGGGACGCCGAGGAGCGAUUGGUUUCCUAUCUGUUCCGGAAUUUCUUAGAGCCCUUGCAGAAGCUGGAGCGCAAAGAAGGCAAGCAGGUGCUGAAGGUGUGCGACAGACAGACACUGCACCAAAUCAGCGGCAUACUGGAGGUGAAUGCAAUGGUUAUUCCGUUGUCAAACGGUCGAGAAAUUUGUGGUCUCUACCCACUCGGCUGUAUGCUGGAGCAUUGCUGCGUGCCGAACUCGUUCUACACGUUCGAUUGCUCGAAGGGCAUGAAGCUAACCUUCAAGGCGGGCAGGCAUAUCGAAAAAGGUGAACAUCUGACCACUACCUACACCCAUUCACUGUGGGGAACACAGCUACGCCGAGCGCAUCUGCAGUUGAACAAGUACUUCGCCUGCCAGUGUGUACGUUGCUCGGAUCCAACGGAACUGGGCACAUUUCUGAGCGCACUGCGAUGCAUGGGAUUGGACGGUGAACCGUGUGGAGGGUUCCAGCUUCCCAUAGACCCGUUGACCGACGCGAGCGACUGGAAAUGUGACCACUGCCCGGUGCAAAUUACCUACGACCAGGUCAACUUCCUAAUGUCCAAGAUUGGUGAAGAAGUCGAUGACGUCAUGGAGCGCAAAUCGUCCGUGAAGGAGUUUGAGGAUCUUAUUCACAAGUUGCUGAAUUUCCUGCACCCGAACCACUUCCAUCUGCUGGCCUUGAAACAUUCGCUUAUCCAAAUGUACGGACACUUCAAGGGACACCAACUGGGAGAGCUUCCUGACGCGUUACUGAAGUCGAAACUGACCAUGUGUCGCGAUAUGAUGCGUAUCAUUGACGUGCUCGAUCCUGAGUCGUUCCGCCUGACGCUGUACGCCGGGGUAAUACUGCUGGAGCAGCAAGCCGCUCUGAUCGAGCAGAAUCGACGCACCCUCCGCCGUACCGACACCGGGAUAGACUUGAAGCAAAACUACAGCGAAGCGCACGGGUGUUUGAUGCGGGCAAAAGAAAUUCUGUACAAUGAAAUGGGCACAAAACAGGGAAAGAAGCUGCUGGAAGAGAUAGACACUGCUCUGGAGCGAAUAAGCGGCGAUCCACUACUAGCAGGAGUUAAUUGAUCACGUUCAAUAAAACGCAACACCGUCGCCAUUAAGCAUUAUCCGAAAGGCGUGAAUAAAAUGUUCUUUAAAUUUAUGUGAUCAUUCUUUGUUUAAUCAAGAAUACAUUUGCGGGUACACAUAGCGCGGAAGUAAUGCUAGGAGAGAACGGAACUAAAAAAUACACGCACACAAACGGGAUAGACUUGCGGUUACGAUUACAGAAACUCAUCUGGUUCACGAGGGGCAUCGAGAUCGCGGUAAUGGAUGACUGGUCGGUAAUCCGGUCCACCCAUUCUGGAAGUAAAGAAAUACAAAACAUAGUUUCAGUAGUUAGAUUCUGAAAUUCUGGACAGCUGGAAGCAUUAGCUACGAGAAU
Anopheles bellator is the source of this 2068-nucleotide messenger RNA. RefSeq names its product SET domain-containing protein SmydA-8 (gene SmydA-5). The transcript is spliced from 3 exons. The coding region runs from base 16 to 1710 and encodes 564 amino acids. Lineage: Eukaryota; Metazoa; Arthropoda; Insecta; Diptera; Culicidae. The record is from RefSeq and is a predicted model, not a curated record. Gene Ontology annotation, molecular function: protein binding.